UCUUAUCUAGUUACUCUUAUAUAUGUGGUUAUGCCUUACUUAUGUGUCAAUACAAAGUCUCUUUGUUUAUUUAUCUCUUUGCAUUGCUUGUUAAAAACAUUGUUGAUUAUUUCAUCGUGCUCUUUAUUUAUGACUUCUACUUGUUCAUCUCUGUCUCGUAAUUGGAUAUACCAAGUAUUCCCGAGCUUCUGUGGAAGAGACGUCCGCAGAGCCUUUCUUAGUCACAUUAUGAAAGAGCUCAGCAGCAAGGGAAUCACACUCUUCAUUGAUAAUGAGAUAAAGCGAGGCCAGUCUAUCGGUGCUGAGCUCAUACUAGCGAUCCAAGGAUCAAGGGUUGCGAUUGUUUUGCUCUCGCGUAACUACGCUUCUUCAAGCUGGUGUUUGGAUGAGUUAGUGGAAAUCAUGAAGUGCAGGGAAAAUAAGCAACAAACAGUGAUGCCCAUUUUCUACGAAGUGGAUCCAUCUGAUGUCAAAAAUCAGACGGGAGAUUUUGGAAAGGCCUUUGACGAAACUUGUGGGGGAAAGCCAGAAAAGUUGAAGCAGGCAUGGAAGCAAGCUUUGAAGGAUGCGGCAAGUAUAGCUGGUUAUCACUCUUGCAACUGGUACAAUGAAGCUGAUUUUAUCAACAAAAUUACCUUGGAUGUUAUGGGUGUGUUGGAUUUUACACCAUCAAGGGAUUUUGAUGACUUUAUUGGCAUAGGAGCUCGUAUCACGGAGAUAAAUUCUUUGCUGAGCCUAGAGUCAGAUGAAGUGAGGAUAAUAGGGAUAGUGGGUCCUGCUGGGAUUGGUAAGACGACUACUGCCAGAGUUUUAUAUAACACCAUCUCUGGUGGUUUUAAAUUCAGCGCGUUUAUUGAGAAUAUCAAAGGAAGCUAUGGGAGGCAUUGUUAUGAGGACUAUCCAUUAAAGUUGUGUUUGCAGAAACAGUUAUUGUCUCAAAUUUUCAACCAGAGGGAUAUUGAGGUUUCUCACUUACGAGUUGCUCAAGAAAAGCUGGGAGAUAAAAAAGUAUUGGUAGUUCUUGAUGGAGUGGAUAGCUUAUGGCAACUAAAUGCAAUGGCAAACCAGCCUGGAUGGUUUGGCCACGGAAGUAGGAUUAUCAUUAUAACCGAAGAUAGAAAACUCUUCAAGGCACACGGGAUCAGUCAUAUUUACGAGAUGGAACUUCCAACAGGAUAUGAGGCUCUUCAAAUCUUCUGCCUAUAUGCUUUUGGUCAGAAGUCCCCAUAUGAUGGUUUUGAAGAGCUUGCUUGGGAAGUUACUGAACUUGCAGGUGAACUACCGCUAGGCCUAAGAGUUAUGGGAUCGUAUCUACGAGGAAUGUCCAUGGGCGAGUGGAUAGACGCACUACCAAGGCUCAGGUCUAGCCUUGACGGAGAAAUUGAAUCAUCUUUAAGAUUUAGUUACGACGUCUUAAACGAUAAAGAUAAAGCUCUUUUUCUGUAUAUUGCCUGUUUCUUUGUUGGUUUCAAGGUGGAUUACUGUAAAAGAUGUCUUGCAAACAGUGGUUUGGAAGUCAACCAUGGCAUUCAAAUCUUAGCUCAUAAAUCUCUCAUCUCUACUACAGAAUAUGGACACUACUUGCAGAUGCCUCGUUUACUGCAACAAAUGGGUAGAGAAAUUGUCUAUAAACAAUCUGUUGACGAGCCUGGAAAACGACAGUUCUUGAUGAAUUCCGCAGAGAUUUGUGAUUUACUUGAUGAAAAUACUGGUUCUGGAACUGUUCUAGGCAUAAUAUUCCAUCCUCCAGAUAUAGAACAAGAAGUCAAAAUAAGUGAAAAGGCUUUCGACAAGAUGAAUAAUCUCCAGCUUUUUGUAAUCAGCUCUAAUAGGUCAAGCUACCCCGAAAUUGGCUACGUUAGUAGCUUAUUGUUACCCGAGAGCGUCGGCUGUGGUAGCUUAUGCUUACCUGAAGGCUACGUUAGUACCUUAUGCUUACCCGAAAGCGUCCACUCUAGUAGCUUAUGCUUACCCGAAGGUCUCAACUGUCUACCCGACAAACUCAGAUUAUUACAUUGGGAUUGUUGUCCAUUGAGAGUUUGGCCUUCUAAGUUCUCCGGAAAGUUUCUUAUCGAACUUACAAUGCGUCGAAGCAAACUUGAGAAGCUUUGGGAGGGAAUCAAACUGCUCCAACAUCUUAAGCGGAUGGAUUUGAGACAUUCCAAGAAUCUGAAAGAGAUUCCUGAUCUCUCAAAAGCCACUAAUCUCGAGGAACUAAAUCUAUUUGGCUGCGAAAGUUUGCUAGAGCUCACCACCUCUAUAGGGAAUGCCACUAAGCUUACGAGAUUGAACCUUGGCGGUUGCUGCCUUUUAAAGGAGCUCCCUUUCUCUAUAGGCAAUGCCAGAAAUCUCCAAUUUUUUAGUCUUUUGGAUUGCGCAAGUUUGGAGGAACUCCCGUCUUCUAUGGGUAGGUUAGUUAAUCUAAAGGAGUUUAAUCUCCGCAACUGCUCGGAAUUGGUGAGACUCCCCUCCUCUGUUGGGAACCUUCACAAAUUGCCGUACUGGGAUUUGAGUGGAUGUAAAAAGCUAGAGGCGUUUCCUACCAACAUCAAUCUGAGAAGCACGGCUAUAGAGGAAUUUCCUUCAUCAUCAAUCAUCUUUUGGUCUUGUCUUCAUAGCUUGAAUAUGUUAGGGUGUAGGAAUCUCAAGGAGUUCCCAUAUGUUCCUGACAGCAUUGUGGAGUUGGAGUUGAGCAAGACAGGGAUAGAGGAGAUUCCUCCAUGGAUUGGGAAUCUAAUUCAUCUGCGUAAACUUCUUAUGCAUAGAUGCAAGAAACUGAACUUGAUAUCUCCAAACAUUUCGAAGUUAGAGAAUCUUGAACUUGGUUUGAGUUUUGGUUGGAUUCUUUAUCACGAUGAUGGGGAUGAUGAUGAGAAUGGUGAGGAUGAAGAAGAAGCAGUUGACGGUGAUACUAAUGGUCAUGGUGAUGGUGAUGGUGAUGGUGAGGAUUGCGAUAAUUACGAUGGUGAGGAUAAAAAUGCUCUCUGGUUUAGUUUUGAUUUGAAUUUCUAUGACGUUGAUGGAAAUGAUGAUGAUAGUAAGGAUAUAGAUGGUGGAGAGGACGGUGAGGAUGAGGAUGAAGAUGAAGAUGACGGUGAUAGUCAUGGUGAUGGUGAACAUUGUGAUAAUUACGAUGAUGAAGAUGGCGAUGCUGACUGGUUUAGUGCAAAGAUCGUCGUGACGCAUUGGUCUUUAAAGUCAGACUUCGAUGCUCAUAAGAUUAUACCGAUAUGUCUACCCAUGAAGGCUUUUACAUCUCCGCUUAGAUUAAAUUUCAGUUGCAAUAGGUACAAGACUCUUCCAAAUUGCAUCACACAUCUCUCCAGAAUAACGGAGCUUGAUAUCAGCAACUGUACAAAACUCGCAACACUUCCACAGCUUCCGGGCACCCUUUAUUCUCUAAAUGCAGAAGACUGCAUAUCCUUGAAGAGAAUAGACGGCUCCUUUCCAAACCCAGAGAUUUUUCUAAAUUUCGUUAACUGCAUCAGUCUGAAUCCGGAUGCGAGAGAGCUCAUCCAGACAUCAGCUUGCAGAUAUGCCCUCUUACCCGGCGAAGAAGUUCCUGCACACUUCACUCACCAAGCUACGUUGCGCUCAUUAACUAUCAACUUGACUCCGAGGCAUCUUCCUUCACUUUUGAGAUAUAAAGCCUGCAUGUUGCUGUCAACUACUGGCUGCCAUCCGCAUUAUGAAGAUGUGGAGGAUGAUGGUGAUUAUGGAAGGGAUGACUAUUCGGUGACUUGUAACGUCAGGGGUAAACAGAAUGGCUUUAUUGUUCCAUAUGGAUCAACCUGUCCCUAUGUACCAGAUCUACGUGGAUUUACAGAGAGGCCAAAUGGUCUGUAUAUUUUUGAAGGUUCUUUCUCUCUAAACCAGGAUUUCCCUGAAGCCAAAGAAGCCACUGUCAGCGAGCUUUUGUUUGACUUCGUGGUCUAUGCAAAAUUCUGGAACGUGAAAGCCUAUGGUGUACAACUUUUGGAGGUUCGUUAUCGUACUCUUGACGGAGAAGAAACUGAAGACGAAGACUGUAUGGACAGAAACAUGGAAAAAAACAAUGAAGCUGAAGAAAGAGAUCAAUGAUGAACUGAUGAUGGUGAGACGAGGAGGAAGAAACCGAUGAGAUGUAGUCUUGCGUAGAUGAUGAUGUUGUUUUUUGACCUCACUCACACAUCUUUGAGGUCAGCUCACUCAUGCUCUUGUUCUCUCUAUUUUACUCUUUCUUAGAAAUAAAACAAGAUCACUUACUCUCUUACUCUCUACUGAGAACGAAGUGCGCCCAGAGAUGCAUCACAUGAUCAGUGAUAUAUUCAAAAUCGAAAGUUCAUGUCAUUGGAUCCAGAUCCUAGUUUUGAUGUCUCACACUCUCUGAUAUAUGCAUCAUUUUAACAAUUUGUCUCCCUUUUUCUCUCUCGAUUUUAUUAUAAAGAAUAUCUUCUUGGC
Molecule: messenger RNA, 4440 nt
Organism: Camelina sativa (false flax)
Lineage: Eukaryota; Viridiplantae; Streptophyta; Magnoliopsida; Brassicales; Brassicaceae
Product: disease resistance-like protein DSC2
Biological process (GO): signal transduction; defense response
Molecular function (GO): ADP binding
Source: RefSeq, a predicted model, not a curated record